Diutina rugosa is the source of this 4122-nucleotide messenger RNA. It is a transcript of the gene ECM17, whose product is annotated as sulfite reductase (NADPH) subunit beta. Gene Ontology annotation, cellular component: sulfite reductase complex (NADPH). The transcript has 2 exons. Gene Ontology annotation, molecular function: sulfite reductase (ferredoxin) activity; FMN binding; iron-sulfur cluster binding. The coding region runs from base 1 to 4122 and encodes 1373 amino acids. NCBI's taxonomy places the organism in Eukaryota, Fungi, Ascomycota, Pichiomycetes, Serinales, Debaryomycetaceae. Gene Ontology annotation, biological process: sulfate assimilation. The record is from RefSeq and is a predicted model, not a curated record.
AUGCCAUCGAGGGUGCCCUCGAAAUACGGCGAUGGCGAGGUCCUCAUCGCCCAUAACGACCCUUAUGCGGUGAUCGACGACUUCGUGGCGCUGAGGCUGCCAGAAGACGACGACUUCGUCACCGUCUACACCGACGCCGCUACUCUUUUGAGCCAGCUCCCGUUGUUGCUGCUGCUGGCGUUGAAGGCGGCCCGCGUGGUUCUGCACGUGGAGGUCUCCGGCGACUACGGCGCCGUCAACGCCUUGCGCGACGCUGGGGUCCCCGUGCUUGUGUCUAACGGCAAGAAUCUGGCGCAAAUUGCCACCUUGGCCUACAACUUGGCCGGCCGUUUGAGCACGCCAGUGUACCACUUCUACCCCACCUUCCAAUCGCAAUUCGGCGACGUCAACAUCUUGGACAAGGUGAGAGACUUGGAAGUCAACGACAUUGCUCUGCAACUUCAAGUGGCGGCCUUCCCUCGCCUCAACAAGGUGACCGGGGCUCACGCUGUGUUGUUGUUGGGCGAUGCCUCUGCUGACGCGGUCCUGGCAGCGACUAGCCACAACGUGCUGUUGUUUGCCGUGCAAAUCUACCAACCGUUCGAUCUUGCUCUGUUCUUGUCGAACGUCCCCGCUGAGGUUGAGACCAUCACUCUUGUCACCCAGCUGACCGGCUUCACCCCUUUCAUCAUUGACUUCUUCCAAGACUACUCGCAAUACCAGGCUCUCAAGAACUUCACCCAGGUUGUUGGUGCUCAGUUCGCUUCGUCGGUGGACUACGAAGAUGCCUUCGGUAAGAUCGUUUCCAACGCUGCUGCUCCCACCCCCAAGCAAAACGUCACUUACGGUAGCGACACCGGCGCCAAGCCCAAGGUGGUGCAAUUAGCGCUGGCUCAAGCUUUGGAACAACCCUACAUGAAGAUGUUGCAACUGGUCGACGCUUCCAACCCUCUCACUAUCCUCAAUCAAAGUACUCUGGCGCUGGUGCUGACAGCUCCCGAGUACGGGUACGGGGCGUUCUUGGCGGCCAAGGACCAACGCACUAACUUGGAAGCGGCGGUGUUGCUGGCCGUCCAAGACAACAAGUUCGUCACCAAGGACAAUACCAAGCUCCUUGAACUGUUGCUGGAAUGGCUUGUUCAACUGAAAGCCGGCACCGUUGACGCCGAGCUUGUCUCCACCAUCAUUGAAUUGCUCGAACUGGACACUCUGUCGGCGCUGAAGCCGUUGUUGGAACUCAAGGAGCUGUUCGCCAUUGGCCGCAACUGGUUGGUUGGUUCUGACGCCUGGGCGUUCGACUUGGGUGCCCUGGGGGUGCACUCGGUCAUUGCUCUGGGGCAAAACAUCAACAUGUUGGUGAUUGACUCUGAACCUUUCGCCGACAAGAAGGUCGAUGGUUUCCGCAAGAAGGACAUUGGUUUGUACGCUAUGAACUACGGCGGAGUGUACGUGGCCCUGGUGGCGAUCUAUUCGCUGUACACUCAAGUGCUCCAAGCUUUAAUCGAAGCCGAAAAGUUUAACGGGCCCUCGGUGGUAUUGGCUUACUUGCCUUACAACAAGCUGACCGAUCUGACCCUCACGGUGUUGCAAGAAACCAAGAAAGCUGUUGACCUGGGUCACUGGCCCCUCUACCGUUACAACCCGUCCCUCGAAGAUGACCUUCAAUUCCAGUUGGACUCGCUGAACUUGCGCAAGCAACUUAAGGACUUCUUGGACCGCGAAAACAAAUUGACUCUCUUGGCUAAGGCUAACCCAGUGUUGCUGCGCAACUUGACUGCCACCGCCAAUACCGAUGGUGCCGCCAAGCAAAAGCAAGUGGCCGACGAUCUGUACGCUGCUCUUUUGUCGGGCUUGUCAGGUCCUCCCUUGACGGUGUUGUUUGCCUCCGACGGUGGUAACGCUGAAGCUCUUGCCCGUAAGGUGCACCGUCAAGCCAGUGGCAGAGGUCUUAAGCUGGUUGUGAUGGCCAUGGACGACUUAGCCGUGGAAGACUUGCCCACCGAAACUAACGUUGUGUUCGUGGUCCUGACUUCGGGUCAAGGUGAGUUCCCCGUCAACGGUAAGCAAUUCUGGGAUGCCCUCAAGGGUCUGACUGACACCGACCUUGCUCUGGUCCAUUUCUCGGUGUUCGGGCUUGGUGACUCGGAAUACUGGCCUAGAAAGGAAGACAAGCACUACUACAACAAGCCUUCUAAGGACUUGUUUGCUAAGCUUGAGCUUUACGGUGGUCAAGUCCUCGCUCCCUUGGGCCUCGGUGAUGACCAAGAUGCUGACGGCUUCAACACUGGCUUCAACGAAUGGAUCCCUCAAUUGUGGACGGCUCUUGGCGUCGACAACGUCGACGGUGUUGAAGAGCCCAAGCCUUUGACCAACGAAGACAUGAAGGCGGCGCUGGACUUUUUGCGUGGUACUAUUGCUGAAGGUCUUCAAGACGAGCUGACCGGUGCUAUCAGCGCCACUGACCAACAAAUGACCAAGUUCCACGGUAUCUACAUGCAAGAUGACCGUGACAUCCGUGAGCAACGUAAGGCUGAUGGCUUGGAACCGGCCUACUCGUUCAUGGUUCGGGUUCGUUUGCCUGGUGGGGUGGCUACUCCUAAGCAAUACCUCAAGAUGGACGAAUUGUCGGACACUAGAGGUAACGGUACGUUGAAGGUCACCACCAGAGCCACUUUCCAAUUGCACGGUGUGGUCAAGCACGACUUGAAGCCGGCUAUCCGUGGUAUGAACUCGGCGUUGAUGGACACUCUUGCCGCUUGUGGUGACGUUAACCGUAACGUGAUGUUACUGGCCCUUCCUCACAACAAGAAAGUCCACUCGCAAGUGCUGGCUGACGGUGCGAUGAUCUCGGAAUACUUGUUGCCCAAGACUACUGCUUACCACGAAAUUUGGUUGGCUGGCGAAGACCCUCUGGACAAGCCUGGUGACCGUGAGGCCUGGGAAAACCGCGCUGAAGGUCCCACCAAGAAGAAGACGUUGGUGGCUGGUGGCGCCUUGGUCGAUUUUGAACCCAUGUACGGCGAAUUGUACUUGCCCCGUAAGUUCAAGAUCUCGAUCACCGUUCCUCCUUACAACGAUGUCGAUGUCUACGCUCACGACAUUGGUCUCGUGACCAUCGUUGGCGACAACGAUGAAGUGUUGGGUUACAACGUGUUUGUUGGUGGUGGUAUGGGUACUACCCACAACAACAAGAAGACCUAUCCUCGUUUGGGGUCGCUGUUCGGGUUCGUUAAGCGGGAAAACAUCCACAAGGCUUGUGAAGCUAUCAUGUUGGUGCAACGCGACUUUGGUGACCGCACUAACCGUAAGCACGCUCGUCUUAAGUACACCAUUGAUGAUUUGGGCGUGUCCGAAUACAAGGCCAAGGUUGAAGAACGUUUGGAAUUCAAGUUUGAGGCUGAAAAGCCCUACGAAAUCACCUCCAACGUCGACUUUUUCGGGUGGUGCAAGGACGAAACUGGGCUUAACCACUUCACUUGCUUCAUUGAAAACGGUCGUAUUGAAGACACUCCUGACCUCCCUCAAAAGCAGGGACUCAAGAAGAUCGCUGAAUACUUGACUACCGCCAAGCUGGGUGAAUUCAGAUUGACUGGUAACCAACACAUCGUCAUCCUGAACAUUUUGGAUGCCGACUUGGACCACGUCAAGGGGUUGAUGAAGGAAUACAAGUUGGACAACACCGAUUUCUCGGCGUUGCGUUUGCUGCUGGCGGCGUGUGUGGCUUUCCCCACCUGUGGGUUGGCUAUGGCCGAGCUGGAGCGUUACUUGCCCGUGUUGAUCACCAAGUUGGAACUGGCUCUUGAGGACUUGGGAUUGCGUCAUGACCUGGUGGUGAUGCGUAUGACCGGGUGCCCCAACGGGUGUGCUCGUCCCUGGGUGGCGGAAGUCGCCCUCGUCGGUAAGGCGUUGGGUGCCUACAACUUGAUGCUUGGUGGUGGUCACCAUGGUGAACGUUUGAACAAGAUCUAUCGUAUGUCGAUCAAGGAAGACGAAAUCUUGGAGACUUUGGUGCCGUUGUUCAAGCGCUGGUCGGUGGAGCGUAACGAUGGUGAACCUUUUGGUGACUGGGUCAUCCGUGCUGGGAUCAUCAAGCCUACUUUGGAAGGUAAGAAAUUCCAUGACGACAUCCCUGAGGAUGCUUAG